Leptomonas pyrrhocoris is the source of this 1127-nucleotide messenger RNA. Its product is annotated as putative Serine-threonin protein phosphatase. Gene Ontology annotation, molecular function: hydrolase activity. NCBI's taxonomy places the organism in Eukaryota, Euglenozoa, Kinetoplastea, Trypanosomatida, Trypanosomatidae. The coding region runs from base 42 to 1127 and encodes 361 amino acids. The transcript has a single exon. The record is from RefSeq and is a predicted model, not a curated record.
AGGGGCAGGCCACUUGGACAGAAUACUUCUACAAGUGGAGAAUGAGGCGAUGUGCUGUCAACUAUUACUUCACUUUUUUUGCUCUAGUCACUUCAAUUUGUAGCGUACUUGUAGCGACGCCUGCAGCCGCCACAAAAGAGCUCGUUGAAAUUCACCGCAUCGUGACGGUUGGGGAUGUUCAUGGCGACGCAGAAAACUUCCUGAAAGUUCUCCGUCUCGCUGAUGUUGUGGAAGAGGGCACAGGUGGUGUAGUGGACGUGCUCACUAAUCCUCCUCAGUGGAAAUUUUCCCAGGCGCCAAAUGCAUCAGUGACGAGUUGGACAACGCUAGUGCAAAUGGGCGACCUGGUUGACCGAGGCGAGCAGGACUUUGAGUCAUUAAAUAUUGCGAUGGCUCUUCAGGAACAGACACAGAAUUCUCUCACAAGCGAUAGAGUUAUCUUGUUGAUUGGAAAUCACGAGCUUUUGAAUAUCCAGGGCCAUUAUCACUACGUUAACAAGCGGAAUUACGGCGGAUUUAUUAGUCGACCCCUGCGCAUGGAAGCAAUGAACGCUGACGGCGCAUUCGGCAAGUACAUCAUCGACAAUUUUAGGACUGCCUAUCUGGACGAGAACACAUUAUUUGUUCAUGCAGGAAUCGAAGCCGAUAUGCUGUUACCCGAUCUAAAUUCUCUCAACUCGGAAGUUCGAGAAGCUCUCCGUAAGCGUGACUUCCGACAUGCCUAUUUGCGAAGCAACGGACCCUUGUGGACACGAAAAAUGAUUAGUGACAGUAUGAUGGGCGACUGCGACGAAGUCAACAAAAUAUUACAAAGAUUUAAUGUCUCACGCAUCGUUGUGGGACACACACCACAAGAUUCCGGCCAAAUUGAACAAUAUUGCAACAAGCGAGUCAUUGCUGCUGAUGUUGGUAUGAGUCGAUGGAUGUACAACAACGUUGCAGCACUAGAAAUGGUAUUUUUCAAGUAUCUGGAUACCGAUCUGCAACAGAUUUCGACAGAAUUCAUCAUUCGUGAAUUGCGCGAGGGCGUCUCGGCGUUUUCAAUGACGAGUGACGGUCGUAACGAUGGUGAACAACUUUCACCUAAGUCCAGUUUUAUUGUGGACGAUGACAACGGUGAUUUGUAA